Molecule: messenger RNA, 5965 nt
Organism: Myxocyprinus asiaticus (Chinese sucker)
Lineage: Eukaryota; Metazoa; Chordata; Actinopteri; Cypriniformes; Catostomidae
Product: zinc-binding protein A33-like
Exons: 7
Coding region: 84-1181 (365 amino acids)
Molecular function (GO): protein binding
Source: RefSeq, a predicted model, not a curated record
GUCCUUUGUUGGAGCUAUCUGCACAUUCCUUGUGAUCCUAGAGUUCUGACUCUGUCUGCUUUGCUCUGACAAGGAAAACUGGGAUGCACACAAAUCACAUGAAGGACACAAAGAACAACUUUAAUAUCUCUCAUCUCUGUGACCAAAAGGAGAAGCUUAUUCAUGCGAUUAAAAAGAUUAAACAUGAAAUUGAUGAAUGUUAUGAAGCUGAAAAGGACGCCUUUGUGGAAGCACUGGAGGUUGAGAACAGAUUUGAAGAGAUAGAGCGUGAAGUCAGAGCAGAGUUCCAGAACCUUCAUCGCUUCCUGGAUGAGGAGGAGGAGAUAGACCUGGAUCGAUUGAGGAAAGAAAGGGACAAACGAGUUAAGAUCUUAAAAGACAGGGAGAAGAAGAUUGCCAUGCAGGGAAGAGAUCUUGAGAGAGCCAUCGAGACUUUGAACUGCAAACUGAGGGAAGAUGACAGUCCCAAACUUCUGAAGGAAAUCAAAGAGCUUCUGAAAAGAUGUGAGGUGAAUUUCAUGCGCCCUGCACCAGUAGACAGUGAGAUCUGCUCUGGUCAGUUUGUGGGACCCAUUCAGUACAGGAUCUGGAAACACAUGAAAACAUCCCUCUACCCAAACAUAUCUACUUUGACAUUUGACCCUGAAACGGCACAUCCCCUGCUGACCCUGUCUGCUGAGAGGACUUCUGUGAUUUUCGAGGAGGACAAGGAGGUGCCUGAGGAGAACCCAGCAGAGAGGAACCCAAAACGCUUCCACUACUACUAUUGUGUGAUGGGGUCAGAGGGUUUCACUUAUGGGCGCCAUUACUGGGAGGUGAAAGUGAAGGGCAAAACCGCCUGGAGAGUGGGCGUAGCCAGAGCAGACGUGCACCGCGGGGAGAUGGACUCCUCCUCCACGUUAAACGGACUGUGGACUCUGUCCCUCAGAAAUGGCUCUAUCACAGCCUGCACCCACCCAAAGCCUACACAGGUGCGUGCUUCUGCCCAUCUCAUCCGCAUUGGCAUCUUCCUGGACUGUGAUAAAGAGGAGGUGUCUUUCUACAAUGCUGUCACCAUGAUGCCACUCUUCUCCUUCUACAUGGGAACUGUUCUAGUGCCACUCUAUCCAUUCUACAACCCAUGUGACACAGAUGAAGGAAAGAACUGUGCCCCUCUAUCCAUCUUUCAUCCAUCACUCUGAGGGAAUGACAUAUUAGAUGGAUGAUUGGUUUCUGCCCAGCUACUGAUACAGCUUUAUCUUUGAAAUGCUGAUAUUAUAAUCCACAUAGUAUCAAACUUUGUAUGCCUAGACACUUAAAGCUAGAGAGCAGUUUUUGCUGUGAAUCAACUAUUUACAGUGACAAUAAACUAGGGCUUCCAAACCUUUUUCGACAAUUGAACGCCUAUGACUUAAAGAUUUACUUGAAGCGCUACCUUAUAGUAGAUUUUAAAUAAUGCUAACCUUUAAAUAUUAUGAAUUUCACGACUUCUUUACGUGUUAUUAUGUUGUUAUUUGAACUUAUUUUUGAAAAGAUCAUGUAAGUGUUAGAUUUUUAUGUAUAGUAUUAAGUUUGUACAUUAAUGUUUUAAAAAUUAUUAAUUUAAACUAAUUUAAUUUGGCUUUGGCAUUUUCAUUCAGUCUGAUAACACUGUGAAUUCAGCGACAGGAGGUCUAAAGUUCUGCUGUUGAAAUCGGUCUGUGCUUAACGAAAUUCAAAACCACUGCCCCCAGUGGCCAAAGCUGGAAGUGUUGUUGAGUUGAAAUGUCCACAGGGUGGUGCCAGAGCAGGUUGUAUUUUUAGUUGUAAAGUAAAUGAUGUAACAUAGCCAACAGAAAUGCAUAUUUUAUCAUCCUUACACCCUAACCCAAACCCCAAACCUAAACCUAACUAUCAGUUACCUCAGUAUGCAACCUCAGUAUCACGCUCAACAUUUUUUAUGUGAAUGUGAUUACUUCCUGGUCUCAGAGUGAAUGCAAUUACUUCCUGGUUUCCACGGGACCAGGGCUGCGAUCCACUUCACUUUAAACAUCCGCUCGCUAACUUCCCUAAGCACUUCCUUCAGGGGAAUCCCCUACGCCAUGUUGGAAUUCCAUUCCACUUUGUUAAGUGGGCGAGGGAAGUUUCUGCUGAUAGACCCUCAACCCCUUGAUUUUGACAGAGGGAGCGAGCCUACUCAUAUGUACACUUCAGGCAGCUCUAUAUCACACAAUGCAACUCAAAUGUGACAGACACAGAUUGCGCUUCAUCAACCUCCACCCUACAUCAAAUCAAAUCAAAUCAAAUCACUUUAUUGUCACACAGCCAUAUACACAAGUGCAAUAGUGUGUGAAAUUCUUGGGUGCAGUUCCGAUCAACAUAGCAGUCGUGACAGUGAUGAGACAUAUACCAAUUUAUAAUAACAUCAAAUUAACACAACACAAUUUAAACAUCUGUUAUACAUAUAAUUACACUCAACAGUAUACAAAUAAUAACAUACACUGUACAGUAUACAAUACGCACUAUAUAGAUACACAUUAUUCAAUAAAAAUAAAAAAUAAAAAUAUAUAAAAAAGUAUAUAUAUAUAUAGAAUGUACAGUAUUGUACUGUAUUGACAUUCAGGCUGUCGGUUGAUAGUCAGUUGUUAAGAGAGAACAUAAUAUAAUAAUAAUAAUAUAAUUUAUGACAGUCCGGUGUGAGAUAUAAGAGUAAGGGUAAUAAAGUGCAGUGCUGAUGUAUUUUGAUUGUGGGAGAUCAAGAGUUCAAAAGUCUGAUUGCUUGGGGGAAGAAGCUGUCAUGAAGUCGGCUGGUGCGGGUCCUGAUGCUGCGAUACCGCCUGCCUGAUGGUAGCAGUGAGAACGGCCCAUGGCUCGGGUGGCUGGAGUCUCUGAUGAUCCUCCGAGCUUUUUUCACACACUGCCUUGUAUAUAUUUCCUGGAGGAAGGGAAGCUCACCUCCGAUGAUGUUGUCUGGCAGUUCGCACCACCCUUUGAAGUGCUUUGCGGUUGUGGGCGGUGCUAUUGACGUACCAGGCGGAGAUACAGCCAGUCAGGAUGCUCUCCACAGUGCAGGUGUAGAACCGUGUGAGGAUGUGGCGGUUCAUUCCAAACUUCCUCAGCCGUCUCAGGAAGAAGAGGUGCUGAUGAGCCUUCUUCACAACGACUUCAGUGUGGAUGGACCAUGUGAGUUCCUCAGUGAUGUGGACACCCAGGAACUUGAAGCUGCUGACUCUCUCCAUCUAGAUCAAUCCAUUGCAUGGGUUCCGACAGUAGUGGGCACUCGCACAUCGUAAGAAAUUAUGUACAUCCGAGUCCGGGAGAUGGAGGGAAGUUAGCAAGGGGAGGGCAUAAAAAUUUGAAGUGAAAUGCAGCCCAGAGCUGAUGUCUCGGAGAUUGUGUGUGCAACACGCUAACAAUAGCGUCACAACAAAAGGAGGGAAAAUGUCUGAUGUGAGAUGCUGCUUGUCAGUAAUUCUGAAGAAUGGGGUCGAUUUCAGGGUACAUGAACAUUCAGAAGCAGCAUGUCGAUUUCCUGUGUGAUCAUGUUGCUUCAUCACUAUCUCACGAACCCCUUGCACUUCCAUCACGAACCCCUAGGGAUUUGAAAAAACCCUGUUUGGGAAACUGUAAUAAAUAGCGUGAUUUGCUCUGGUCAGUUUGUAGGGCCCAAAUCAGUACACAAUCUGGAAAUACAUGAAAAGACCAUUUGAUUGGAUUUUUGCUAUGUAGUUCUUUAACAACUACAAAUAUUUCUCAAUGCACUUGCCUGUACUUAAUGAUUAUACAAUUUGUAUUUAUUUUUAUGUAAUUUACUAAUAAAAUAUGUGAUUUAUCAUGGUUGUUUAUCAAACCAUUGCUUGGGUUUGCAAGUCCUCUUUGUUCAUGUAUUGUAUAGAAAUUAAUGUUCUGGCAUUAUAAAAUGGAAAGUGGGGGAGGAAAGAAUAUAAAAGGAAUUAAAUUUGUGUGCCAAGCCUAUUGACAUACCUUUGCUUGUAUAUAAAUACUACGGACACGACUGCUAACAGUGAGCUGUUGGUGGGGCAGUGAGGAAGAACAAAAUAGGGAGGGAAGGAGAAAGCUCCCAUAGAGCACCCUGCCCGCUUUGUGCCCUCCAUUUCAAUAGCUAAAGGCCAGGCAGAAGGGAAGAUAGGAUAGAAAGACAGAUGAGUGACUUUGAGUGUGACUGACUACAAGGGCAGAAAGCACUCUCCUUCGCAAAUGUCUUACAGGCACAGGAGAGCCGUGCUGUGCAGAGGGGUUUUAUUCUGCUGGUUACAGGUGUGAGGUAACACAAUGAUUCCCAACCAGAGGUGCACAUAUAUACCCCAGGGGGUACUUACACUGGUACCAGGGGAUACUUCUGAUUGGAAAUUUCGAUUUUGAUUGGUUUGUUUAUAAACCUAUAAAACAUAAACAUAUCGCAUGUGUAUGUUUAAGUGUUGUUAAUUUGUGACACAAAGCAGAAUAUAUGUGCAUACCUAUAAAGAAUACAUAUACAUCUAUGCAUUAGCAAAUCAGAGUAUUUAAUUUUUAUGUGAUAUUUCAUAAAUGUUGAUCUUUGAUGAUACUUAAAAGUUUACACAAGAAUUAAACUUCUGUUAUAAUUUUCACCCUCGUGUUAUUCCAAACCCAUAUGACUUUAUUUAUUUCAAGGAAAACAAGAGGAGAAAUUCUGAAGAAUGUAGAUGCUGCUGAUUUUUUUCUCUGUGCACUGAAAGUGAAUGGCGACUGAAGCUGUCAGUUCCUAACAUUUUGUCUAACAUCUUUUGUGCUCCGAGGAAGAAAGAAUGUCAUUCAGGUUUGGAAGACAUGAGGUUGAGUAAAUGAUGACAGAAUUUUCAUUUUGGGUGAACUUUCGCUGUAACUUCCACCAUAAAAUAAUGCAAAUUACUUAUUGUUAAAUGUCCUAUGCAUUGUUCAUCUACAAAUAAAUUUGCCUUAAAGGUGCUGUAAGCCGUUUUUACUUCCACGAGACUGAGCCGUUGGAUUAGCCUCGCCCCCUCUUUCCAAAACCCUGAACUCCACAGAUACCAAAUAAGCUUUUAAUGAGACCGACAUCGUGCAGAAACGGUUGUUAAAAACAACAGCAGCAAAAUAGCGCCCUCAACUGACAACUGUUAUGAACAACAUGUCUUAAAAAUGGCAGUAAAUCUCAAUAAUUAGCUGCAACUACAACACUAUGAGAACGUGCAAAAUGAUUGACAGGUCGAAAGAGUCUUUAUGCUCACAUUUUCGUUUGCUGUUUAUAGAGUCUAGAGUUGUCACAGAGACAGGUGAGAUAUCUUACAACACUUGUUUCAGUAAUAUCUCUCAGGGAGUAAGAGCAAUUUUUUGCAUACCUUUCCAUGAAAAAAAGGUCUUUCUCUGAGAAAGAUGUCUCAAAGAGGUGUUUCAUUAAACAGAAAAAAAAGUUAGAGGAAUCUGUCCUUUACUUACAGUAUAGAUUGUUUUUAGGUAAAAAUUGAAUCUGUAAUGUUGCCUCUUAAAAUAAACUUUUUGAACAUCACCUUACAGUGUUUACCUGCACACUUCCUUAUGCUGUAUGAUGUACUAUAACCUAAAAAUAUUUAUCUAAUAUUUAUUAAAAAAAAUUAUUUUGAAUUGAUCCCAUUGAUGUGUUCUGACCAGUGGAAUAGUUUGUGAGUUUAUUUGACUUUGACCUGGAAACUUGAGAUUUGUACAAACUGGUGUGUAGUUUUGAGAUUGUGGUAAUAGUUUUGAGAAAAUGGUGAAUUGCUUAAUGAAAUGUGCAGCCUAGUCUCAUGAAAUUUACGUGAGCAUUGCAAUGUUUUUGCAAAACUGAAAUUUCGUGCUUCUUAACACGUUUGGCUGCACUUUUCAAGUGAAAUGUCCAGCAGGGGGUGCCAAAACUGAGCGAAAUGAGGUUGUAAUCUAAAAAGGUUUUUAAGGUGAAUAUUAGAUGGAGGUAUUUCUAAAACAUACCUCCCUAACCUAAAACUUUACCCUAAACUAAACCAAUAGUGUCCAAAAAGAGAAAUAAGUCUUU